AUGGCAUCUUUCAGGGGUGCAAGCGAGGACCCCACAAAGUUCGAGCUCCUCCGAGAUGCACUCUACCAGGCGGUUGUCGACAAUGGCAGCGAGAGCCGGCUAUGGAACCAGAAGGAGCUGCUGGAUCUCGAUGUGAUCCCGGAACAGAAUCUGGUGGUCCUUAUGAAGGCCGUCCAGGCGCUGUGCCAGGACUUUUUGUUUAAGGCCAUGAACGACAGCCGGGCGGGGCUGUGCUGGCGGUACCGGCCAGCAGUGGACGCAGCCAAGUACAAGCAGCUCAACCAGGACCAGAUCAUGGUGUACGAGCUCAUCGACGAUGCUGGUGCCGACGGCAUCUGGGCGCGCAGUCUCAAGCACCGGCUCAACAUGCACGACUCGGUGCUGAAACAGUGUAUCAAGCACCUCGAGGUGAAGGGCUACAUCCGCGACAUGAAGAGCGUCGAGAACAUUGGCAAGAAGAUGUACAUCAAGGCGACGCUGCGGCCGUCGGAGCGGGCCACGGGCGGGCCGUGGUAUACUGACGACACGUUUGACGAGGCCUUUAUCGACCAGUUGCAGCGCGUCGUCUUUGACCUCAUCCGGGACCGGAGCUCGUACCUAAGUCGACACGGCGGCGCCAUCAGCCGAGGCGGUGCUGCCGGGGCGACAGCGCGACAGCCAAAAAAGGGGGCCAUCCGGGGAGGUGACCUAGCAGCGGCAGGAGCAGGAGCAUCAUCAUCAUCAUCGCCGGCGGCGACGGCCAAGACUGCCGCUCCUCGCGGGACGAAGCGUGGCGCCGAGGCGCUGUCGACCGGCGAUGACGGCCGUCCGGUGGCGCAUGCCAAUGGCCAAGGCCACAUCCAGCAGCGGCGCAGUCGACGGCACCAGGAGGUGUUACUGCCCAUGCCGAUGGGAUACACCGAGUAUCCGACGGUGCGGCAUAUCGCGGAGCUGAUCGACCAGUCCGGCAUCACGUCCAACACGACGCUGGGCGAGUCGGACGUCCAGCAGAUCGUUGACGUGCUCGUGUACGACGGGCUGCUGGAGUCAGUGCGUCUGCCCCAUUCGCAUGACACCGGCUACCGGGCGCUCAACAGGUCGCGGCUGGCCCCCGGAUCGUCGCUGCAGGCCGAAGAGAACGGCGUACCCGUGCCGUUGGCGCCCGGCCAGCCGCAGCCGACCCUGGGCGCGCCGACCAUUAGAAAUGGCUUCACCGAGUCGCCCUGUGGGCUGUGCCCCGUGUUCGACCUUUGCGAGGACGGCGGGCCAGUCAGCCCGGCCAAUUGCGAGUAUUUCAACCGCUGGCUGGGCCUCGAGGAUCUCCAGACCACCGCGCCGCCUAUGACAAGAGAUGCUGUGGGCGCAGACGAGAUAUAUGUGUGA
Messenger RNA from Grosmannia clavigera kw1407, 1362 nucleotides. RefSeq names its product DNA-directed RNA polymerase 3 subunit. The record is from RefSeq and is a predicted model, not a curated record. Gene Ontology annotation, cellular component: RNA polymerase III complex. Gene Ontology annotation, biological process: transcription by RNA polymerase III. The coding region runs from base 1 to 1362 and encodes 453 amino acids. NCBI's taxonomy places the organism in Eukaryota, Fungi, Ascomycota, Sordariomycetes, Ophiostomatales, Ophiostomataceae. The transcript is spliced from 2 exons.